GCAGCAGCUCGAAUGGUGAGAAGAUUAGACCAUCAAUUGCAGUCUCCCCCCAUGCUAAUUUCCCUGACAAAUGGACCAACCAGCAAGCAAACCAUGCAAGAGAAGAUGGGUCGUUGAUGGGGGGGUUUCACUGUCACACCCAAAGCUGCUCCAGCUGUACCCUACUUGUCUGGUCCCCUCCAAUCUGAUUCACCAUAUGGGCAAUGGGCCAGUUUUUCAAUCUCGAUCCUUAACGCAUGCAGAACUAAUGAGAUGAGAAGGUGGAUGUAACCCGGAGGCUUAUUAUUCAACCAAACAGACAUUUGAGUAAGUUUCGGAUUUUUCAAAUCCUAGAGACUAGUAGAGACACAGCAAUAAAUCCGGCCUUGCUUCCUCCCUGGCAUCAGUAUAUAUAUUUACUUGGUUCUCUCCUUGCAAAUGGCCUAUCUAAACAGGAAGCUAUAAUACAAAGGAAAAGAAUGUAGCUUUCAGGUGCAUGCUGGCUGCUCAGAAUAAAAUGAAAAAGAUGCAUGUAGGCUGGCUGGCUUAGCUGGGACGAUGUCCACUCCCUUGAUCCCGAAAGCUGAAAUGACAUUGGUCACUCGCAUAUCGUUGAGGAGAUAGUUGCGUGUUCCCUAAAGCAUUCAAGAACUACCUUAGAUAUAUCUCAGCUAAAGAGAAAGAAGAAGAUAAUAUGAAAAUAAAAUGCGACGUAUGCGAGAAAUUGGAGGCAGAGGUGCUAUGUUGUGCGGAUGAAGCGGUACUAUGCAGGGGAUGCGACGAGAAGGUGCAUGCAGCUAACAAGCUGUCCCAAAAGCAUGAGCGUGUCCGUCUCCUCAAACACCCAUUGUCGUCUUCGUCAUCCUCCUCUUCGCAUCCCCAUCUCCCUCCAUGCGAUGUCUGCCAGGAAAGAAAUGGGCAUUUCUUCUGCUUAGAGGAUAGAGUACUACUCUGCAGGCACUGCGACGUCACAACCCAUACGGGGACUCCCUACGCAUCACCCCACAAAAGAUUUCUUAUUGCAGGCCUUAAAGUCGCCCUUGAACCUUCAAUCAACCACCACGACAUUGGCUUCAACAGUGGAAAUUCAAGCUCGCCAAUGUCGAAUAGUUCUUUCAGUUUCCCUGCUGACAACGAGAGCAGGAAAGCAAUGACAAUGGAAGUUGAGGCUGCGUCCUCAGAAACUAGAACCUUCUCAGAUGAACCUCACUUCGCAACCGAGCUUCUUUGGUCACUGGAUGAGAUAUUUGACUUGAAGGAUUUUAACUGCUAUAAGUUUUCCGAAGUUGGGUCAUCUAGUACGCCAAAUUGUACUAAAGACUAAAAUGGUUCAAAAUGUCUCCGAAUUUCUCACUUCUUUUGCUUGUAUGAUUGUGCACAAUCAUUUUGAGUAAUGAAGAUUCGUUUAAGUUGUAUAACA
Molecule: messenger RNA, 1399 nt
Organism: Carya illinoinensis
Lineage: Eukaryota; Viridiplantae; Streptophyta; Magnoliopsida; Fagales; Juglandaceae
Product: B-box zinc finger protein 23-like
Exons: 3
Coding region: 674-1303 (209 amino acids)
Biological process (GO): regulation of DNA-templated transcription; photomorphogenesis
Cellular component (GO): nucleus
Molecular function (GO): zinc ion binding
Source: RefSeq, a predicted model, not a curated record